CAUUAGGAGUCUGGCGUUUUGGCAUGGAGUUUUACUUGAAUACCCUUGGGAAAGGUUGGGUUUGAAGUUGGUUAGCUGACUAUAUCAGAGUCGACCUUUGACGCUUCGAUGGAAUACAAAGUUGAGAUUACAAUACAGCUAUCCCACUCCUCGAUAUUGUAUCCACAGUGUGAUGAUCCAGACAUCACCAAUGACUCAACCCAGACAUUGGUUUCUAGCCUUCGCAAGGUUUCCAUCUCAUCACUGUCGAUAACCGUCUCGGGCUCCAACUGCUUUGUAUUCGCACUAGCACUGUGGCACCUUUCCUAUCGCUCCCAAAAGUCGGGUAGUGACGUCAAAUCUGUUUCUAUCUCAUGCUUCUCCGGAAAUCCGCACCACUGUGAUGGGAAUUGCUUGAGAUUCUACACAAGAUCGAUGGCAGAUUGCCGUGAUCCUUUGCAGGGGUGCUUCCACAUAGUAUCUACUUCGGGAACAAUACAGGAGGUUUAUCACCAGCCAGUAAUACCAUCUGGAAAUUAUCUCCACGCUUGACCUUAUGAAAUUCUGAAUUCCCAUCGGAUCUAAUAUGGAGAUCUGCUCGAUGCGAUCGUCCCCGGUGCAGUACAAAGCAUGUUUUGAUUCGUUCGGUAGACUACUGGAGCACGUACCCGUGGAGGCCUUCUCCAGAAU
This is a messenger RNA of Mytilinidion resinicola, 669 nucleotides long. RefSeq lists its product as uncharacterized. Bases 109 to 531 code for a protein of 140 amino acids. Lineage: Eukaryota; Fungi; Ascomycota; Dothideomycetes; Mytilinidiales; Mytilinidiaceae. The transcript has 2 exons. The record is from RefSeq and is a predicted model, not a curated record.